Molecule: messenger RNA, 1787 nt
Organism: Propithecus coquereli (Coquerel's sifaka)
Lineage: Eukaryota; Metazoa; Chordata; Mammalia; Primates; Indriidae
Gene: PCYT1B
Product: phosphate cytidylyltransferase 1, choline, beta
Exons: 8
Coding region: 215-1324 (369 amino acids)
Biological process (GO): CDP-choline pathway
Molecular function (GO): phosphatidylcholine binding; choline-phosphate cytidylyltransferase activity
Source: RefSeq, a predicted model, not a curated record
UGGUUGUUAUAGUGAUAAACUGAGGCCUUGCCUCUUGGCUUCUCCGAGAAGAAAGGGGCGGGAGAUAACCUCUUUACUUCCCCUAGGGAAGACAGAAAGAAGGGAAGAAGGAGGGGGAUGGGUAGGGAAGAGAAAAAUACGUGACAAAGAAAACAUUCUCUGCCUGGGAGGAGACUGACAGAGGGUGUAGAGCUGAAGGGAGCAUUCACUGGCCAUGCCAGUACUUACCACUGAUGCUGAGUCAGAAACAGGUAUCCCAAAAUCCCUUUCCAAUGAGCCUCCCUCAGAAACCAUGGAGGAAAUAGAGCACACAUGCCCACAGCCUCGACUGACCCUGACUGCACCUGCCCCAUUUGCCGAUGAAACCAGCUGCCAAUGCCAAGCACCCCAUGAAAAACUGACCAUUGCUCAGGCCCGCUUAGGAACACCAGUUGACAGGCCUGUCCGAGUGUAUGCAGAUGGAAUAUUUGACCUCUUCCACUCAGGUCACGCGAGGGCACUUAUGCAAGCAAAAACACUGUUUCCCAACAGCUACUUGUUGGUAGGAGUUUGCAGUGAUGAUCUGACCCACAAAUUCAAAGGUUUCACUGUGAUGAAUGAAGCAGAGAGAUACGAGGCUCUCAGACACUGUCGCUACGUGGAUGAAGUAAUCAGAGAUGCUCCAUGGACACUAACUCCAGAGUUUCUGGAAAAACACAAGAUCGAUUUCGUGGCUCAUGAUGACAUUCCGUAUUCUUCUGCUGGCUCUGACGAUGUUUACAAGCAUAUAAAGGAAGCAGGGAUGUUUAUUCCAACACAGAGAACAGAAGGCAUCUCAACAUCAGACAUCAUCACCAGAAUUGUCCGUGACUAUGAUGUUUAUGCUAGGCGCAACCUCCAGAGAGGGUACACAGCCAAGGAACUGAAUGUCAGCUUUAUAAAUGAGAAGAAGUACCGUUUCCAGAAUCAGGUAGACAAGAUGAAGGAAAAGGUCAAGAACGUGGAGGAAAGAUCAAAGGAAUUUGUGAACAGGGUGGAAGAAAAGAGUCACGAUCUAAUUCAAAAGUGGGAAGAGAAGUCGAGGGAAUUCAUUGGCAACUUUCUAGAACUGUUUGGGCCUGAUGGAGCAUGGAAGCAGAUGUUCCAGGAGAGGAGCAGCCGGAUGCUGCAGGCCUUCUCCCCGAAGCAGAGCCCCGUGAGCAGCCCGACCAGGAGCCGGUCCCCUUCCCGCUCCCCGUCGCCCACUUUCUCAUGGCUUCCUAUCAAGACCUCACCCCCUUCCUCGCCCAAAGCUGCCUCAGCCUCCAUCAGCAGCAUGAGUGAGGGGGAUGAGGACGAGAAGUAAAGGCUGCUGGCAGACAGAAGCCGCACCACGUGGGAUGGGGAGGAGGGCGGGGUCACGGGCAUGCCUGAGUGGUGUUGGAACGGUGACAGUCACAGCAGCUGCAGUUCAACAGGGAGACCCUGCACUCUGCUAAGGGAAGGUCUGGGGACCAGGUCUCCCUCAAUCUCCACACAGCCCAGGGUUUGGGCUCAGUACGGAGGUUUCCAGCCAGACAACCUACACAAACCUUCUUAGCAUCAUCUAGAAUCACUGUACUUUAACCUUGCUAAGGAAGGAUGCAGAGUGCCCCACGGGGACUUGCACUGAGUGGAGUGUCUUCUGCUUUGGUCCUUACACCCGCCCCCACCAAGUAAACCACCUAUGGACGCGGCUGUUCCCUCAACCUGCUACUUCUGGCUCCAUAAGGGCCCUGCACGUUGCCUCGUAUCACCCAAGCUCUGGCAGAAUAAAGUUCUUUCCAAUA